CUCUGAUUGGCUGAUUUUUCUCCGGUCAGCUGACACUGUUUGGGUGUAGAAGAGGAAAAUGGCAGCUGAUACCGGGAGAUACAGGAGCGCAGUGACCAAAAGCAAGGACCCUUCCAGUUUAUUAAUCUCUGUUAUAAGGACUCUGUCGAGCAGCGACGAUGUGCAGGACCGCGAGACCGAGAAGAGUCGUCUGGAGGAGGCCUACGAGAAAUGCGACCGUGAUCUGGACCAGCUCAUCGUUCAGCACUACACGGAGCUCACCACGGCCAUCCGCACCUACCAGAGCAUCACAGAGAGGAUCACCAGCUCACGCAACAAGAUUAAACAGGUGAAGGAGAACCUGCUGUCGUGUAAGAUGCUGCUCCACUGCAAGAGGGACGAGUUGAGGAAGCUGUGGAUCGAGGGCAUCGAACACAAACACGUCCUGGAGCUGCUGGAUGAGAUCGAGAACAUCAAGCAGGUUCCUCAGAAACUGGAGUCCUGCAUGGCUAGCAAACACUACCUGCACGCCACCGACAUGCUGGUGUCAGCAGUGGAGUCUCUGGAGGGGCCUCUGCUGCAGGUGGAGGGUCUGAGUGACCUGAGGCUGGAGCUGCACAGCAAGAAGCUCAACAUUCAUCUAGUGCUGAUCGAUGAGCUGCACCGCCACCUCUACAUCAAGUCCACCAGCCGCGUAGGCCAGAGGGGCAAGGACAAAGGACGGCUCGGAGGGGCUACUUCAAAGGACUCGUCUAUUUUGGAAGUCAGUGGCAUGUCCACUCCGAGGAAACUCACCGAGACGUCCCAGUUCAGCACUCCGGCAGCCUCCAGCAUUCGAGAUUUGCAGGACGAUCUGGACGCAGACCCGGAAGAAAACAGCGCCGAGUUCAUGGGGAUCCUCAUCAAAGCUUUGGCCAAACUCAAGAAGAUCCCUGAGGCCAUUAAAGCCAUCAUGGAGCGCCUAGAGCCAGAACUCAAGCAGAUCCUUAAAAGAUCCACCACCCAGAUCGCAGAUCAUGCCUACCAGAGAGGAGAGAGCCUGGCACAGGACAACCAGCCGAGGCUGCUCCUGGAACUGCUGGAGCUUCUGUUUGACAAGUUUAACGCCGUGGCCGCGGCUCACAGCAUCGUACUGAACCAUCUGCAGCAGAUCGUUGUGUCUCCCAGUGGAGCUCAUGAGGGCAUCAAACUCUAUGAGCAGGCCGAUGUCUCUGCCAAGAUCCAGACUGUCCUACAGUUGCUCCUGAUGGACUACCUGGACGUGAAGAACACACGCAGCGCGGCCGAACCCUCGGCCCAGCUCUCUUACGCCAGCACCGGCGGAGACUUCGGAGCUUUUUUCGGCAAGAAGAAACCGCUUCGACCCAAACAGUCUCUGUUCAAGUUUGAGUCGUCCUCCCACGCCAUAAGCAUGAGUGCGUACCUGCGAGAACAGCGGCGAGAACUUUACAGCAAGAGCGGAGAGCUACAAGGAGGAGCGUGA
Molecule: messenger RNA, 1462 nt
Organism: Tachysurus fulvidraco (yellow catfish)
Lineage: Eukaryota; Metazoa; Chordata; Actinopteri; Siluriformes; Bagridae
Product: exocyst complex component 4-like
Exons: 10
Coding region: 59-1462 (467 amino acids)
Biological process (GO): Golgi to plasma membrane transport; chemical synaptic transmission; exocytosis
Cellular component (GO): growth cone membrane; synapse; exocyst
Source: RefSeq, a predicted model, not a curated record